GUUGAAUGUCUUCAGCACUAAGAUAACAGUCCUGUAUGGCAGUUUAGCUCCAGUAUGUCAGAGGAGCGAGGAAAGGGCUCUCCAUCUGAGACGAGUGUCUCAGUGGAACAGGGGGAAGGAUCAGACUCUGAGGUUUCCAGCUCUGAGUCUGUAAAGAGUGAUCAGUUGAAAGUUGAUGUACCACUUUUCAAUGAAGAAACAGCUAUCAAAAGUGAAAAAUCGGACCUACAUGUGUCCUUCAGUGAUGAAACACCAUCACAUGCUAAAAGUGAAAGAUCUGGUUCACUUGUGUCCAGUUCUGUGUCUAUGAAAAGUGACCAUUCAAAAGGUGAUGGACCAAACUUCAGUGAGAAAACUCCAUCAUCAUCUAAAAGUGUAAGAUCAGGCUCACAUGUAUCCAGCUCUGUGUCUGUGAAGAGUGACCAUUCAAAAGGAGACGGACCGAACAUCCGUAAGGAAACACCAUGUAACAAAAGUGUAAGAUCAGGUUCACAUGUGUCCAGCAAUGUGUCUGUGGAGAGUGACCAUUCAAAAGGUGGUGGACCGAACUUUAGUGAGAAAAAAACAUCACCUUCAAUAAGUGUAAGAUCAGGUUCUCAUGUGCCCAGCUCUGUGUCUGUGAAGAGUGACCAUUCAAAAGGUCACGGACCAAACUUCAGUGAGAAAAGACCAUGUAACAAAAAUGAAAGAUCUGAAUCUCAUGUGUCCAGCUCUGUGUUUAUGAAGAGUGACAAUUCAAAGGGAGAUAGACCAAACUUCAAUGAGAAAACACCAUCACCUCCCAAAAGUAACAAAGGACAGAAGACCACAGUAAAUAUUGGUGCAGAAAUUACACGGUGGGAAGCUCUGAAAGCACAGAAGCGACUGAAGAGUGAUGUGGAACUGGCAACUUUUCUUCUCAACAGGGUUCAGUUUGAGAAAUCAGACUCAAACUACAAGAUUUACCACAACCGCAAGAAUUUCAGUGAAAAUCUCCUCUGGAUCUUCAAGGAUCUUGAGACCAAAAUAACUGUAUUUUUGAAGAAUGAGCUGGAAAAGUUUAAGACAAUAUUAAAAAGAGAGAACACACAAUACUUUGUGCAGGACUUUAUAGAGGAGAUGCGUGAUAUCAAAGAAGCGGCUCUUGAUAUCACACUCUUCUUUCUGAGAGAUAUGAAGCAAGUUGAAGUUGCAGAUGCUCUACAAGAUGAGCUGGUCCUCUUUCAUCAGCGACCACUAAAAUCAAACCUGAAGAAGAAAUAUCAGUCUGUAUCUGAAGGAAUUGCAAAGCAUGGUGACUCCAAGCUUCUGAAGAACAUCUACACAGAUCUCUAUAUGACUCUGAGUGUUAGUAAACAAGUCAAUAUCCAACAUGAAGUAAGACAAGUUCAGGCUGCUGAUAGGCGACAUGAAUCACAAGAGAUUCCAGUUGAAUGCAAAAAUUUAUUUAAAGCACCUGAACAAGGAAAAAAGAUUAGAACUGUGCUGACAAAAGGAGUUGCUGGCAUCGGAAAAUCAGUCUCUGUGCAAAAGUUUAUUUUGGAUUGGGCUGACGCUAAAGAAAAUGAGGAUAUUACUUUCAUAUUUCCUCUUGCAUUUCGAGAAAUGAACUUAAAGGAGAAAGAAACACAAAGCUUGACAAGACUUAUACGUCAGUUUUUCGCAGAGAUAAAAGGACUCAACCUUGCAAGAAAUGAUAAAUUUAAAUUACUCUUCAUCCUUGAUGGUUUGGAUGAAUGUCGUCUUCCUCUGAACUUUGAGGGUAAUGAGACUUGUCGUGAUGUAACAUCACAAGUCUCUCUGGAUGUUCUCCUCAAAGUCAUCAAGGGAAAUCUGCUUCCUUCUGCUCUCAUCUGGAUCACCACUAGACCAGCAGCUGCCAUUAAAAUUCCUCCUGAAUGUAUUGACCGCGUGACAGAAGUACAAGGAUUCAAUGAUGCACAAAAGGAGGAGUACUUCAGAAAAAGAUUGAAAGAUGAGAAUCAAGCCAAAGAAAUCAUUGAUCUUGUUAAACAAUCUAAGAGUCUCUUUAUCAUGUGCUACAUCCCAGUCUUCUGCUGGAUUACAGCCACUGUUCUCCAGAACAUUUUAGAGGAGAAAAGAAAUAAUGAUCUGAAAAACAAUCAGGCUGAUGACGUCUCCAAAACACUGCAGGAAUCAAAUGCUGAAGACACUCCCAAGACUCUGACACAAAUGUACACACACUUUCUCCACUUUCAGAUGCUUCAGAGCAGACGAAAGUAUGAUGGGCAAUACACACCAGAUGUUUCCUGGGAUAAUGAUGCCAUGCUUUCACUAGGGAGACUGGCAUUUCACCAGUUGGAAAGAAACAAUCUGCUCUUUUAUGACACAGAUCUGGAAGCCUGUGGUAUUGAUGCGUCUAAAGCAUCAGUGUAUUCAGGCAUAUGUUCCCAGAUCUUUAAGGAGGAAAAAGGGAUCAUUCUUGGUACCACUUUCUGCUUUGUUCAUUUGAGCAUUCAAGAGUUUAUUGCAGCCCUUUAUGCACAUCUGUUUCUAGACAUCAAGAACAAAAAUGUGUUUAAUCAUCAUGAAUCUACAGAACAGGAAAACAAAAAUGAAACCAUGAUUGAUUUGCUCAAGACUGCAGUGGACAAGGCACUCGCGAUUGAAACUGGACACCUGGACCUUUUCCUUCGCUUUCUUCUUGGUCUGUCACUCCAGACCAAUCGUCCUCUCUUACGAGGUCUGUUAACACAGCAAGACAGCAAUGAUGAGAACUACAAGAAAAUAGUUCAGUACAUCAAGGAGAAAUUAGAAGAUAAGAAGAUGUCUCCAGAGAGAUCCAUCAAUCUGUUCUACUGUCUGAAUGAACUGAAUGAUCAAACUCUGGUGAAACAGAUUCAGACUCAACUUAAAGAAGGAAGUCUCUCAUCUGCUGAUCUUUCACCUGCCCAGUGGUCUGCUGUGGCCUUCGUUUUGUUGACAUCAAAGGAAGAGCAGGAGGAGUUUGAGCUUCAGAAGUUCAGUAAAUCAGAUGAGUGUCUCUUUAGGCUACUGGAAGUUGUGAAAAUCUCCAAAAGAGCUCUGCUAAAUGAUUGUGACUUAACAGAUGAGAGCUGUUCAAAUUUGGCUAAAGCUCUCACAUCAGAUAACAAUCUGAUAGAGCUGAAUAUGAGCAAUAAUAAUCUACAGGAUUCAGGAGUAAAGCAGCUCUGCACUGGACUGGAGGAUUUUACGUGUAAAUUGGAGAUACUGAAGCUCAGUAAAUGUGAUCUAACAGAGGAAAGCUGUUCAGCUCUUGCUUCAGUUCUCAGUUCAGACUCCAGUAGUUUGAAGGAACUUGAUCUGAGCAAUAAUAAUCUGAAGGAUUCAGGAGUGAAUCUGCUCUCUGAUGGACUGAAAGAGAACUGUGAACUGGAGAAACUCAGACUCUCAGACUGCAGUAUCACUGAAGAAGGUUAUAAAUGUUUGGCUUCUUGCCUUGCUGAGAAACCUCAUGUUCAAACCCUUCACACCUGA
Messenger RNA from Cyprinus carpio (common carp), 3459 nucleotides. RefSeq names its product NACHT, LRR and PYD domains-containing protein 3-like. Lineage: Eukaryota; Metazoa; Chordata; Actinopteri; Cypriniformes; Cyprinidae. The record is from RefSeq and is a predicted model, not a curated record. Gene Ontology annotation, molecular function: protein binding.